CAUUUAUCCAUUAUCUUAUCGAGUCAACAUCGCAGGAGUGAGAAGAGAUCGAGAUUCGACAAUGGCUGCGUAGUCGGGUCCGGAGAAGAUCCCCAUCCGAUACCUUAAGCCAGCCGACGCUUCACAUCGCGCGCUGCGCCGUGCGCGUGCGCCCCGUUGAUCAAGAGAGAAGAAACGGCAUUGGGCUAGAAAAAAAAUAUUAAAUAAUGCAACAUGAGCAAGCGUUCGUAUGACGAGUCUUCUGCUGCUACUGCUGCUGCGACUCGUCAUGGUCCGAAUCAUUCACGGGCUGGGAGUGUCCAUGAAUCCACCAAUAAUAGCAGUAACAACGGUCUGCCCCCAAUCAAUGAAUUAUUGUCGCCGACGACCGAUGAUCAGGAGUCGCACGGGCAGCAGGCGGUCAAGAAGCCUAGGAGUUUUAUCGCGACGGUGGCAUGUGAGAAUUGUCGUCUGAAGAAGACGAGAUGUGACGAAUCGAGGCCCAAGUGCGGCCUGUGCAAGACCCUUGGCUUAGAAUGCGUCUACAAUGAGCGCAAAUUAUCAAAGAAAGACCACUCCUUGAGUUUGAUCAUGAGUACUUUGCAUAGGCUCGAGACUAAAUUGGAGAAUAUCCCUUCAUCUGUAUAUGAAGCCCUGCAGCCUGCAACAGCGCAUGUGCUGCAGGCAGUGGAAGGCCUGAGAGAGACCAGCACCCGCCCGCUCACGUCCCAUGCUAGGACCUCUUCCAUUCAGUAUACACAGGCCACGACUCCAUCAGUAUCAGAGCCUCCGGAGUUUGAACCGAGGGAGCCUCAAGAUGCAACGGAUUCGAAUGGACGCGUGCCUAUCUCAUUCAGUCAGCACGGUGUGGUUCUUUGGCCUGGAGCCAGGACUAUCCUUCCUGAACGGCUGCUUGCGGCUCAUGAGAGACUGGGGAAGAACUAUGUCAUUGACGUGGAGAUGAGCCGUCCACCUCUCCCGAUGUAUAUCGACCCGUUUCCUCCGCAUGCUGGGGAACGCUGGCUGGAGACGAUACCAUUUGCGAUAAUCAAGGGUCUUUCAGAUGCGUAUUUCGCCACGUUUAACCCCAUCAGUCCCAUUAUGGAUAAGAACUUUUUCUUCUCCUUCACAAUCGGAAGGGUCAUGCAGAAUGGCUUCGGACACACCAUGGAAACGUGCAUUGUUCUAACGGUGAUGGCGUUGGGAUGUCUUGCUGUGCAAGCUUACCAACAAGGGAACUAUCCCCUACCCGGCUCCCAGGGCACUCAGUUUGAGCCUCCGGAGUGGAUUGGUGCUAUUCUCGAAGAACAACCGGGCCUGCGUUUCUUCAACGAGGCUCGCAGGCGGAUUGGAUUUCUGAUGUGCGAAAAUGACAUCCAGAGCUGUCAGUUCUACCUUUUAUCUUCACUGUACUAUACGCAGAUCAUCCGUCCAAUGGAUUCAUGGGCAAUGAUAAACCGAGCCGCGACCUGCUGUCUUUCAAUGCUGAACAAUCAUGAAAUCAACUUCGACGAAUGGGAGGGUGAUAUGAAAUCCAGAGUAUUCUGGAACACACUAAUGUAUGAAACUAUCCUCGUCCAGGAGCUUCAUCUGGCCCCGAGCGGCCUGUCACGUCUCGAGGAUUAUGUACCAAUCCCAAAGUUCAUCAACUUCAGCACAGCCGGUUACGUCCCAAGACUGGCCGCGUCAGAGCAGCUGGAUGAUUCCUUUUUCCAAUAUCACUUUCUUGCGCAGGUCGCACAUCGCAUUAUACUCACUCGUAUCCGACAUACCCUCUAUUUCUUCUCCGAGUCAGGAACUUUCCCUCAUCCAGCCAUUAACACCGAACUCCACCAUCAAGUCGAACAAUGGCGCCUUAACCUCCCUCCAGCUCUCCAAUUCUCCGACCACCAAAUCAGCACCCCCUUAGAAACAGCCGCUUCACCAUCGACCCCUGUACCAGCUCUAUCCAUCGACCCCCGCCGCCCCGUCUCCCCCGCCACAGCCGUCGCCGAAUCAAUGCUUCGGGGCAGAUACAUGAUCGCCAAAUUCCACAUCGGACGACCAUACCUAUACAAAGCGCUCCGCAUCCCCAACUCCCUAACGAAAGACGAUCUAGAACAAGUAAAAAGCGGUCUUCAAAACGCAAUGGAUUGGCCCGUCGUCCAGGGCGUCUUCAGACAAAUGAAAGCUUGUAUUCCUAUCAAAUUCGCUUUUUGCUCUCAAUUCUUCGGCCAAAUCCUCCUCUUCUAUUGCAUUUCUCACUCUCCGAAUCCGCGUCUUCGCGAAACUCUCCCUUUGGGCUGGGAGCGGUGGUAUGAUGAUAUGUUUCGAUUCAUCGAGGAUUGCGCACCGUAUAGUCCUUCUAUUGCGAAGGAUUUGGAGUUGUUGAGGUUGUUGGUGUGAGCUGCAUCUGGGGGCGGGCUGGGUUCCAGGAAUAUUCGUUUUUGUAAAUAGAGAUCU
This is a messenger RNA of Paecilomyces variotii, 2421 nucleotides long. RefSeq names its product putative C6 finger domain protein. The coding region runs from base 214 to 2364 and encodes 716 amino acids. Gene Ontology annotation, molecular function: zinc ion binding; DNA binding; DNA-binding transcription factor activity, RNA polymerase II-specific. The record is from RefSeq and is a predicted model, not a curated record. Gene Ontology annotation, biological process: regulation of DNA-templated transcription; DNA-templated transcription. Lineage: Eukaryota; Fungi; Ascomycota; Eurotiomycetes; Eurotiales; Thermoascaceae. The transcript has 7 exons.